Molecule: messenger RNA, 2157 nt
Organism: Echinococcus granulosus
Lineage: Eukaryota; Metazoa; Platyhelminthes; Cestoda; Cyclophyllidea; Taeniidae
Product: Intraflagellar transport protein
Exons: 12
Coding region: 1-2157 (718 amino acids)
Biological process (GO): cilium assembly; intraciliary transport
Cellular component (GO): centrosome; cilium; intraciliary transport particle B
Molecular function (GO): tubulin binding
Source: RefSeq, a predicted model, not a curated record
AUGAGCGAAAUUAUUAGAUUCAUAACAGAAAAGCUUACAGCGCCCCCAUUUAAUCGCAAUUUUAACUUCAUAACCUUUGAUGGCUUGGAUUCUAGCCUUUUGCUUCAAAUACUUAGUGAUGUCCUCGGAGAACUCGAUCAGAAGUAUAAGCAUAAAAGAGAUAUACGAGAAGAAACGCCAGAACAAACUACAGUACGAAUUUUGGAAGCUCUGCGAAUUCUCAGGUACAAUGUCCCAACAGACCCUGGCGAGUUAACCAAAUUCUGCGAGGGACUUGUGAUCGGUGAUAAGUCAUACAUCUAUCCGAUCUUGGAGUCAUUAUUAAAAAACUUUGAAGAACACAAGAAACGGUCAUACCUUUCCAAAUUCCUUGUGAAAGUUAGGAUUCCAUCAGAAUUCAUGCAUGAUCCUGAAAUAAGCAAGUUGUAUGCGGAGCAUGAGGCUCUAAUAGGAACAUUUAAAAAUGCCCAUAAGCGAUUGGAGUCACUAAAGUCGGAGGGUCUGUCUACAUCAGAGAUCAAAAGUGAUAUUGCAGCUAUGCAAGAGGAAAAGGAUCAAAUAUUACGCAGAAUUAAUCGAAUGAAGAAAAAGUUGGAAAUGUUCCCUACGAGUACACUGAUGUUAGAUAUGGCACGAAAACUACGGUUAGAAAGGGAAAGAGAGAGCAAGAUUGCGCAUCAGAUUCAAGAGCAAAGAACAAUGAUUCAAAACAUAGAAGGGAAAAUCGUUGAAACCCGUCAACAGUCCAAUGAGCUUCAUAGACGCGCUACCGAUUGCACAGCUGAGAAUCUCCUACAUCGCUUGGAGGAGGAAGUGAAGGUGAACCAAUACCUUGCUACAGACAAGCAGCCAAAGGAAAUAGAAACUACAAAAAUAUACGUGGAAGACCUUGCGAGGGUGGCAAAUCAUCCAGCCAUGACUCAUGCCUUUCUCGAUCAGCUUAAUCAGAAACUUCGGGAUGCUCAGUCGGAGACCAACCGUCUGGUGGAGAAGCGCAUGGUGGCGAUGGAUCCACUGGAGGAUAAGACGAGUCUCUUUCGCCAGCAGGCUAACAUCGCGGCAAACCGAAAGGAAGCAACGGCUUCAGCGUUGGCGGAAGCCCGAGAUAAGCACCAAGCCAUAGCUAAGCAGCUCGCCGAGAUGCGAGAAAAGCAUGUCCAGGCACUUCGGAAGGUGUGCUGCAUGGACUCUGCUGGUGUCGCCACUACCAGUACAUCGUUGCUUUCUGAUAGCGUUAAUUUCAUGACUUCUCGUCAAUUCAAUGCCGAGGAUUUCCAGAACUAUGUAUCAGAACUACGCACAAAGAAUAUCGCCUACAAGGAGAAAAGGGCGUUGCUCAAUAAUCUAAAAGCCGAAAGGGGCAUUUUAACGAGAACGUUGGAUAUCCUCAAAGACGUCACAAGACAGGCCAAAAAAAGGCUGGACGCCGCUGAGGCAAUACAGGGGAUGAGCGGUUAUUGGGACACAAUGGCAAAGCUAGAAAAGGUGUCAGAAGAGACGGCGGAUUUGAAUCAGCGCAAGGGGAGCGUUUUGGAGGAGAUGGCUUGUCUGGUGGGUCGACUUAACCAGCAAAUAAACGCACGCCGAGACAAACUGGCCCCCCUCAUCCGCGAGCUGAGGCCCCUACGCACUAAGGCGCAGGAGCUGAGCCAGCUGCAUGCGGAGAAAAAGGCGCAGUAUGAUGCAUUCGUGGCCAGUCGGGACGCGCAGACGUUACUUCUGGAGCAGGAAGUGCGCGUACUACGCGAGGAGGCGAGAGUAGAGGAGUCGCGCUUCCACUACCUCAACGCUGCUCUGGCCAUCCUCAAAGUUCAGCAAUUCCGCCUUCAAGAGGAGAUGCGCGGCUACCUCACCUCUAGCAGUGGGGCGGCCAACGGUGACGGGGUGACCAGUCUCACCAUCAAGCGACGCAGCUACCGAGACAUAUACUUGAAGAAAAUAUCAGAGCAGGAGGCACUAACAAUGGCCCUGAAGGAGGAGGAGAAGAAUCUCGACGCAAAUGAGGCGGUGAAUCUGCGACAGAUGAAGUUGUGGAGUGACGUGGUGACCCUCCUUGAGAUCAAGCUAGCCACAUUUCGAGCGAUGGAGGAGAGAAAAGCCGCUGGUGGGGAAUACGCCGACGUGCAGCGCAUGGAGGUCGAUAGACUUUUGCUUUAA